UUGCCCUGCCCCGCCCCCAAAGGCUUCCCGGGUAGUGUGCUGGGACUUGACCCGCCUCCCCAGGUCAACAAGUCACAACACGACCCCGGCCUGUCAAGUCACAUGACCUCUGCCUGUCACUGACAACCUGGUCAUGUCUUCGGGCCAGGAGAGACCAUCUGCUCCAACCCACCCCCACCCCCAUUUACAGAAGGAGAAACGGAGCUCUGGAGCAAUGGUGCAGGCCUGGCCAAGGACCUGUCACCGUCACACCACCGCCUGAAGCUGCCACCCAGCCACAACCAGCCUUGUUGACAGUUUCUACUUAGGACAAACUCCGGCUGCCCCCAUGAGGGCUUCUGGAUCCGCCCCCGGAGAGGAGGGCAAGGCCCUAUUAAAAGAGCUCAGCUCCGCGCUAUCGGGGUCAGAGGCUUGAGUCUAAGGCGUAGAGUGUAUCAUGUUGAAGAUGAGCGGGUGGCAGCGACAGAGCCAAAAUCAGAGCCGGAACCUGAGGAGAGAGUGUUCCAGAAGGAAGUGUAUCUUCAUACAUCACCACACCUGAAAGCAGAGCCUGAUCCAGCCACAGAGAUGGCAGCUGAGUCACUGC
Messenger RNA from Balaenoptera ricei (Rice's whale), 586 nucleotides. RefSeq names its product DDIT3 upstream open reading frame protein. The record is from RefSeq and is a predicted model, not a curated record. Lineage: Eukaryota; Metazoa; Chordata; Mammalia; Artiodactyla; Balaenopteridae. Bases 437 to 541 code for a protein of 34 amino acids. The transcript is spliced from 4 exons.